Molecule: messenger RNA, 2260 nt
Organism: Macadamia integrifolia
Lineage: Eukaryota; Viridiplantae; Streptophyta; Magnoliopsida; Proteales; Proteaceae
Product: TOM1-like protein 9
Biological process (GO): protein transport to vacuole involved in ubiquitin-dependent protein catabolic process via the multivesicular body sorting pathway
Molecular function (GO): phosphatidylinositol binding; ubiquitin binding
Source: RefSeq, a predicted model, not a curated record
GAAGGAUGAGCGAUCCGAAGCGAAACUUUCGGUUGGCGCAGAGAGAGAACUUCCACUCUGGAAAAAAGAGAUUUUCAGAGAGGCUCCCAAGCUCAUCUCUGUUAGGGCUUUUUGACCUGCUUCUCUGUCCUUUAGUGAGAUUAAAUCUCACUCUCUGAUCUCUUCGAUCAUCAAAAAUAAGGGUUUUUCGCCGGAAUUUGGCCGAAUUCGCUGUGAUCUUGUCGGAGUAUUCUGUAGCAGACUUGCAAUCACUGUUUCCGAUUUAAAGCCUGAUUUUUCAGGGUUGUUUCCAACUGCAGUAGAUAUGGUGAAUUCGUUGGUGGAACGAGCGACGACUGAUAUGCUUAUCGGUCCUGAUUGGGCGAUGAACAUUGAGAUCUGUGAUAUUCUGAAUCACGAUCCUGGGCAAGCGAAGGAUGUUGUUAAAGGCAUUAAAAAGCGACUUGGGAGUAAGAAUCCGAAGGUCCAGCUCCUUGCACUCACACUGUUAGAGACUGUAAUAAAGAAUUGUGGGGACAUCGUCCAUAUGCAUGUCGCUGAGAGAGAUAUUCUUCAUGAGAUGGUGAAGAUAGUUAAAAAGAAGCCUGACUUACAUGUGAAGGAGAAGAUACUGAUACUAGUAGAUACCUGGCAAGAAGCAUUUGGGGGGGCAAGAGCUAGAUAUCCACAAUACUAUUCUGCAUAUCAGGAGUUAUUGCGUGCUGGAGCAGUAUUUCCUCAGAGAACUGAAAGUUCUGCACCCAUAUUUACUCCUCCACAAACUCAGCCUUUGUCAUCAUAUCCUCAAAAUUUGCGUAAUACUGAUUACCAGCAGGAGGUAGCCGAAUCUUCUGCAGGCUCUGAUUCUCCGACUUUGAGCCUGACAGAAAUGCAGAAUGCUCGGGGUAUUAUGGAUGUUCUUGCAGAAAUGCUUAAUGCUAUAGACCCGGGGAACAAAGAGGCACUUAGACAGGAGGUUAUAGUUGAUCUGGUUGAACAGUGUCGCGCAUACAAGCAGAGAGUGGUCCACCUAGUUAACACAACUUCGGAUGAAUCUUUGCUUUGUCAAGGACUAGCAUUGAAUGAUGACUUGCAGCGUUUACUAGCCAAGCAUGAAGCCAUUGCUUCAGGAACUGCCAUUCCUAUUCGUCCAGAGAAACCCAAAACUCCUCAGGCGCUUCUAGAUGUUGAUGGACCUGUAGUUACAGAUAAGGAAAAUAACACCAAGACUGAUGAAAGGUCCACUGCUGCUGCAAGUCAACCUCUUGAGUUAUUAUUGCCAGCCCCUCCUGGAUCAAGUGGUCCGGCGACUGCUCCAGCAAGGGUUGAUCCAAACAUGGACCUUCUCAGUGGUGAAAAUUACAAUUCUCCUACCAGUGGUGUUACCGAUCAUUCACUGGCGCUUGUUCCUGUGGGAGAACCACAGCAAACCAGUCCUGUGUCUAAUCAGAACACUCUUGCGCUUUCAAACAUGUUUUCUCAGAAUAGCAGUGGCACAGAUUCUUUCAAUUCCCAGAUGGUUUACCAAGGUGGACCAACGUACCCUACAUCACCACAGUUUUCUCAGCAGAGGCCCAUGCAGUUUCCUCAGUCCCCAUUUUAUCCGAAUGGAAGUACUCCAAACAUGGGGCCAACUCAAUAUGAGCAAUCACCUUAUGGUAAUCCUGCAUGGAAUGGCCAGGUUUCUCAAGGCAUGAACCAACAGCAACAGCAACAGCAGACCUUCUAUGGUGGUGCUCCAAGCAGUGGGGCAUUCCCUCCCCCACCCUGGGAAGCUCAGCCAACAGAAGGGAGCCAGAUGGCAGGGUCACAAUACCCUCAACCAUUGCAUGUUACCCAGGUGGUUGUUAAUCCUCCCCAACCAGUUCAGAGUGGCACACCUUACCAGCCAACGGGGAAUGAACAUAUGGGUAUGUAUAUUCAACCAAUUACAAGCGGUCAAUUAGCAGCCAUCAACCACAAUCAACCUAUCCAGGGCAACCAGCUAGUGGGCAUGCAUCCUCAGCCAAUCCAGGGUGGGCAGAUGAUGGGCAUGUUACCUCAGCAGCCAAUGCAUGCUGGUGGUCAGCUGACAUCGAUGAAUCAAAUGCCAAUGCAGAGCAACAUGGGAUAUUACGGUUACGGUCAGCCAAUGGAGGCUCAAUACCUUGACCAGAGAAUGUACGGGCUUUCUAUACAGGAUGACAGUGCUUUAAGGAACUCUUCCUCCUACGUUCCUCCUAGCUCGUAUAUGACACUUAGCAAGCCUUCCAAGCCAGAGGAUAAGCUCUUUGGGGAUCUU